Molecule: messenger RNA, 3375 nt
Organism: Neopsephotus bourkii (Bourke's parrot)
Lineage: Eukaryota; Metazoa; Chordata; Aves; Psittaciformes; Psittacidae
Gene: PCNP
Product: PEST proteolytic signal containing nuclear protein
Exons: 4
Coding region: 1369-1707 (112 amino acids)
Biological process (GO): protein ubiquitination; proteasome-mediated ubiquitin-dependent protein catabolic process
Cellular component (GO): nucleus
Source: RefSeq, a predicted model, not a curated record
CCAAAGGUGAUUAAUCAGUCUUCGUUCAAAUCACUUCUUAUGUUGCUAGCUGGUAGAGUGAGGUAGAAAGGUUAUAUUCUGUUGCUUAUGAUUUGGGAAAUAGUAGAAAAGUAUGUAUAGAUGGUGUCCCAAGUUUUUCUUUCUCCUCUUGUUUGUUUCCUUUUUUUUUUUCUCAGAGCUACAAUCUUGUUGACCCUGAGUUCAGACUAGCUACUCUCCUACUGCUCUAUCUUACUAAGUAGGUUUUUGCUGUUAGAAAGCAGCACAAAGAGCUUUCUUCCCUGAUGGUCUGAAUUUGCUGUGCAUGGAGGGUCCUCUUCUCCACUUGGUACAACGGGGAACGGGUACUAGCUCCAGUUUUUCUUAGACUGAUAGCAUGAGCACUUGUCUGUCCAUUCCCCACUGCAUUUAACCCCCUUCUGCUACUGCAAUGAUUUGCUUAUUGCAGCAGCAGAGAAAUGUAGCAUUUGCUAUGUUUAGAAUGAGUUUACUGGGGACACCUUUGUCCCUUGGUGUAGCUGAAGCCAAGUGUAUAGGAAUGAAAACAUGAUUUGAGUGGUGUUUUUUUUUUCUCUGUGGAUCAUUUUUCAGCUGCUAUGUUUUCCAUGACUUUAAACAAAACCAGAAAAGAUGAAAUCUAUAUAUAUGUUUUUCUAGUGCUGAUUCCCUCCUCAAACAGAGCUUGGCAGAUAUAUUACAGAUGAGAUGCGGACAAGCAGUGACUUGAAACAUGACUGAGAAAUCCGGCCUCACUGUAGUCACUUCCAUGAUUUUAGAGUUGUGCCAGACAAGCCUAGAGACUGGCAUGGACAUGUUUUUUUAUAAAUUCAGUAGAAUUAAUUGUAGCUUAGAUUAUCUACUCUAGAUUUGGAAUUGGGAUUCCAAUUAUGAAAGCUUAUCUAUGGUAACUUAAACCCUAAAAAGAUUUAGUCAUCUACCUUUAAUUUACUACGUGAACUUUGACUUCCAUACUAAAUAAAGAGAUGGUGCUUCAAGAUUGUUUUCCUGGCUCAUACACAAGAAAUUCUUUACAAGUAGUGGAGUAUUUGCAGUUUCUUCUUCUCUUUGUGUUUUGCUGUCCACUAGAUGUACAUUGGUGGAAACUGCUGUCACUAAAAACACCUUACCUAUUGCACCCAAAAUAUAAUGCUUUUUGAGGUUGCUGCUCCCAUCAAUCUGCUCAGUAAAAAUAGCUCAUCUUGGUAAGUUGUUUCGACUUCACCAGGACCUGAAGAAGAGGCAGAAAAACCUGUGAAAACUAAGACUGUUUCUUCCAGUAAUGGAGGAGAAAGUUCGAGUCGCAGCGCAGAGAAACGGGCAGCUAAUGAAGAAGCUGAAGACUUCACCACAAAGCCUGCUCCUGCCAAAAUGUCCAAGUUUGGAUUUUCCAUAGGCAGUCAGACAACCAAGAAGGCAUCUGCAAUAUCCAUCAAACUGGGAGCAAAUAAGCCUAAAGAGCCUAUUCCAACCCUUGCUCCAAAAACCCUUUCCGUAGCAGCAGCUUUCAAUGAAGAUGAAGAUAGUGAACCUGAAGAAAUGCCUCCAGAAGCUAAGAUGCGCAUGAAGAAUAUUGGAAGGGAUACACCAACCUCAGCAGGACCAAAUUCCUUCAACAAAGGAAAGCAUGGGUUUUCUGACAACCAGAAGCUAUGGGAACGAAAUAUAAAAUCUCAUCUUGGAAAUGUCCAUGACCAAGAAAAUAACUAAAUGAUGUGGAUUGAGAGUUGGGUGUUUAGGGGGAGGGGAGGGUGUAAUGUUAAAGGAACAGUUUCCUUUUUUAAGAAUGUUAUAAGACUAUCUUUGGAGCCACUUUUUUAAGAGUUUGAGUGGUACACUAAUAAAUGAGUUUGAAAUUAGAGGUAAUUUAUGUUUUGUAUACAGAUUUCAAGGCCUUUGCUAAUUUUGUAGUUCCAUGUGAUUAGUUUCAAAAGGUUACAGAUAAUAAAGAAACUGGAGUGGUACCUUUUUAAGAUUUUUUUUAAUUUUUUUUAUUCUAUUUUUCUGGUUUUGGUCAAUGAGUAGUUAAGGUGGAUGAAAAAGGUUACUGUCUCUUUAAUCAGGUUAACAUUGAAUCCUUUUGCAUUCUCACUUCUGGCUCCCUCUUUAUAACAAGAGAAGCAGUUGACUCUGCAGUACUUCUAAAGAGAGUCAGCGUUGUCUUGUUGUAGAAGUGUUAGUGGACUAUUAAUUUGAAUAUAAACUUAUGCAGGAAAUAGAACCUGGAUUUUUUCCUCCCUGCAGUCACCUUUUGUUGUGUCUCUGCAAACUAGGAAUUAUGUUGCUCUGAGUGGCUCUGGUAACUAAGCUCUAAUUUUAAGACUUCAUGUAGGAUGUGUUACCUUCUGUGGCCUGUUUCAUCCUCAGGAUAUGGGUCUUGUCUGUAUAUUAGAUACAGUUUGUAAAGAAUAUUCACUACAAAGGUAAAUCAGUAUUUUCAGUGUGCUCCUCUUAAAUCGUUAGCCUCAAGUAGUACUUGUUAGCAUUUCAAUGUGGUACACAAAAGCCACCACCAAAAAGACAAGCUAAUGUACAUUAAGCUUCACGUUUGGUUGAAAUAUUUUUCUUUCUUUAAGAUGCCUAGAAGGAAUAAAAGCCACACCAAAAUCGGUAACUCACUGCUUAAGUAUGAAAAAAUGAAAAGAUGCACUUUCCCUGUCUUGCCAUUUGAAAAAAAAUGCCUUGAUGCUGGUGACCACAGUGGACACUAUCAGGUUAGAGAAGAUUACUGUAUUUGCAUUCCUAAAGCUUCUAACAAGAGUCAACUUCAGAACUGAAGCUCAGCCUUUUCCUACCCACCUGCCUUUUGUAGCAAUUGUCAACGAUGACAUUAGUUUGCUCAGUUUAAUUUCCUACCUGUCAUACUGCAGAAUGGUGCUGUAGGAUUUCAGACCUAAUAACAAGUGUAUAAAUUUCAGUCUAAUUUAGAUUGUAUAUUAAAACAUUUUACAAGCAGAACUAGUUAAACGGAAAGUUACCAACAGCAAUAACAACCCCUUCUCUCCAAACAAGCAUAUGGUUCUUUUUUAAUUCAAAUACCUGAUAGUGUCAGCUACUAAAUUAAUUCCAGCCUGGAACUGGUCAUGAAAUUCAAAAUGUUAAUUUCUUUCAUCCUCCCUUUAAAAACUUUCAUAAUGCUAAAGUUGAACCUGCGAGUGCAGAAAGGAAAAUGCAUCUUGAAGUGUAUUUUUUACUUUUAGUAUUAUUAUUUUAGGAAAGCUCUGACCAUUUAGACUUUUGAGUUUGUAAGUUCUAAAACAUAUUUUUUUGUAUUUUUGUAUUGUACGUGUAAUCUUUUUUCUUUUGAAGUCUGAUGCAGUUGAAUACCUGUAACUAUUUUCUUUUAAAGCCUUGUUAUAAACGUAACAUAAAAAUGUA